This is a messenger RNA of Panicum virgatum (switchgrass), 1507 nucleotides long. RefSeq names its product cysteine-rich receptor-like protein kinase 21. Lineage: Eukaryota; Viridiplantae; Streptophyta; Magnoliopsida; Poales; Poaceae. Bases 128 to 904 code for a protein of 258 amino acids. The record is from RefSeq and is a predicted model, not a curated record. Gene Ontology annotation, biological process: protein phosphorylation. Gene Ontology annotation, molecular function: protein kinase activity; ATP binding. The transcript has 6 exons.
CCAUGACAAGUCUCCACUUCUACACUCUUCCGUGGAGCCUCACCUCCACCAAUCAUUAUAACAUCAGUCCAGUGUAUGCGCGGCGGUGCUAUUCAAGCAGCACAGGCUCUCUCCCUUUUUGCCAUCAAUGGCGGGGAUGCACAGCGGAGAUUCGUCGGGAUCCAUCCAUGGAUCUUGCUGUGAUCUAGUCCAUGGGAAGGCACGGGUCUCGGAUACGAGCCCCGCGGCAUUGGCCCGAGUGCAGACGGUGGCGGGCACGCAGGAGACGGCGCCGGCGCCGGUACAGGCCCUGCAGGGAAGCGACAUGAGUUUCUUUGAUGAAACGAUGGUGGACAGUGAAGCUAGUAGGCAACAGUGGGAAUAUGAUAAAUUUGACAGAAUGCUACAAGAUUCAUGUGCCACGCCAGUGAAAUUGCCAUUUGAUUUUCUGAAAAGCAUCACAAAUGAUUUCUCCGAGGAGAGAGUGCUGGGACGUGGCGGAUUCGGAGAGGUUUACAAGGGAAUCCUUCAAAAUGGGAAAGCGAUUGCUGUGAAGAGGCUGAAGAUUCUUGAUACGAACUUAGAUGAUGAUCAGUUCCAGAAAGAACUUAAUUACAAAUCUUUCCGGGUUAGAGCACAAAAACAUAGUACAAUUCAAAGGCUAUUUGUGCUGACUCAUGGCAAGUCCCCUGGCCAGAUUCACGCUCCCAAGGAAGAGGCAAAUUUGUCAUGGCUGAAAAACGAGAAAGGGCUCUAUGCUUUGAAUAUGUAUCUAACAAAAGCCUUCGCGAGCACAUUUCAGGGGGUAUAUGGCACCAGAGUAUGCCGAGUCUGGGAUGAUAUCAAAGAAGGCAGAUAUAUUCAGUUUUGGUGUGGUAAUCCUGGAGCUGCUUACAGGUUCCAAGUCCGAGUAUCCCCAAAGUGAGGCAUCUUUCAAGGGAUUCACUGACGGUGUGGUUGAAAAAUGGAGGAACAGGUUAUCAAAUGCGGGCUACAGUCAACAAGUUAGUACCUGCGUCUUGAUUGCAUUAAACUGCUUAGAAGUUAACCGAGAUAAAAGGCCUACCACGGAAUGCAUAAUCAAAAGGCUUAAUGGAGGCCAGGAACCCAACAGCUCAAGUUCAUGUGUGCAAAACAACCCGAAACGUGUUGCCAUUGAAGUUGGGGCUGUGGUUCUCAUCUGGGCAUUGGUAAUAUCGACCCUGAAUAAGGUCACGACUUUGGUUACCUUACUUGCCAUAGGAGGACCGGCUAUACGUCUCGUCACCUACUUGAAGAAUCACUGUAAUUCAAGGCCACAGAUGAUUUUAUUCACCAUGGGGGCUACACUGGCUUGCAGUUCUGGCUCUAGGGUCAUCAGCAGCAGCAAAUGUGAAGUUUGUCAUCGUGGCUGGGGUAACCUUAGUUGCCGUAGGAGCUAUGGUACUUCUAGUCCUCGGCCACCGAGACUACGCCGUUUUGUUUGUUGUUGCAGUGCUUGUACUUCGGCCCCGUUUAGUUCCCAAAAUUUUUCCUACAGUAUCCAUCA